This is a messenger RNA of Argiope bruennichi, 2024 nucleotides long. RefSeq names its product vacuolar protein sorting-associated protein 33A-like. The coding region runs from base 28 to 1851 and encodes 607 amino acids. The transcript has 16 exons. The record is from RefSeq and is a predicted model, not a curated record. Gene Ontology annotation, biological process: intracellular protein transport; vesicle-mediated transport. NCBI's taxonomy places the organism in Eukaryota, Metazoa, Arthropoda, Arachnida, Araneae, Araneidae. Gene Ontology annotation, cellular component: lysosome; CORVET complex.
AUUAAAAUAGAGCGAAAGUAAACAAACAUGACAUCUCAAGCUCAUCUGUCCAGUGGCCGUGUAAAUAUUUCAUUAUUACGAGAUGAUGCUCGGAGAUUGUUAUUAGAUUCUCUCGACAAAUGCCCUGGAACUAAGGCUUUAUUUUGGGAUGAAAAAUUGAGUGGACCAUUUGGCCUGAUAGCUGAAUAUGUUUUACUACAGGAACAUGAAGUUACUAAAAUGUUCCAGUUACAACCCAACAGAUUUCCGGCUGUUGAUGCUCAAAAUAUUAUAUUUAUUGUUCGUCCAAAGUUAGCUCUUAUGGAUAUAAUAGCUGAUUAUAUUUUAAAAGUUGAAAGCAUGAGAGCUCCUAAGAAAGAAUUUCAUAUUUUCUUUGUGCCUAGAAAAAAUGAACUUUGCCAAGAAAGACUUAAGGAACGAAGAGUUUGGGGAAAUUUUACCAAUAAAAUUGAGUAUACUGUAGAGUUGUUUCCUGUUGAUUGUGAUGUUUUAUCUAUGGAGCUAGAAACAUCAUUUAAAGAAUGCUAUAUUGAUAAUGAUUUGACAAGCAUGCAUUAUGUUGCCAAAGCUCUGAUGACUGUACAAGCUGUGUAUGGUAUUAUCCCAAACAUAUAUGGAAAAGGGAAAUGUGCAAAGCACGUUUUUGACUUGAUGACAAGAAUGAGACGAGAAUUAUCAGGAAAUGACCCUCAGGUUACUCCUCAAAUUGAUUGUUUAUUAUUGUUGGAUCGUGCUGUAGAUCUUGUGUCUGUCCUUGCAACUCAGUUGACAUAUGAAGGCUUAUUAGAUGAAAUUUUUGGAAUAAACAAUAAUACAAUAGAGCUGCCUCCUGAAAAAUUUUCAAAAUCAAAUGAAGGAGGUUUACAGGAAAUGCCUACCGAGCCAAAACGUUUUCUUUUGAAUUCAAGUGAAGAAUUAUUUGCUGAAUUAAGGGAUAAAAAUUUCAAUGCUGUAGGACCUACACUGAGUCGAAAAGCAAAAGUUUUAUCUGCUCAGUUUGAUGAGAGGCAUGGAGCUAAGACCAUUGAUGCUAUCAAGCAAUUUGUUGAAAAAUUGCCUCAUAUGCAAGCUGCUAAAAAGUCUCUAGCUACACAUACUUCCAUGGCUGAAUUGGUAAAAGAAGUAACUGAUUCAGAAACAUUUUUAAACUCUUUGCAAACAGAGCAAGAAUUCAUAAAUGGACUUGAAACUGACAAAACUAAUGCUCACAUAGAAGACUGCAUUGCAAAAGAAGAACCUCUUAUUAAAGUUUUGAGAUUGAUAUGCUUACAAUCCCUCGCAAACAAUGGUCUGAAGCCUAAACAAUUGGAUUAUUAUAAACGAGAAAUAAUUCAAACUUAUGGUUAUCAACAUUGUCUUACACUUAAUAAUUUAGAGAAAGCUGACCUGUUAAAAGUACAGGGAGCAAGAACAUAUUCUAUCAUUAGGAAAACUUUACGAUUGACUGUUGAUGAUGUGAACGAACAGUCACCAACAGAUAUAUCUUAUGUGCAUAGUGGAUAUGCUCCUUUAAGUGUUCGUCUUGCACAGUUCUUAACACAACCAGGAUGGCGAGCAAUACCUGAUGUGCUGAAUAUUUUGCCAGGACCUACUGUUGAAGGUAUUCAAAAGAUUCCUAGGGGGCUGCGUAAGAGACGUGGCUCAGGCUCUUCAAUUCAAUCUAGUACUGAAGAACAAAAAGUUACACUAGUCUUUUUCCUUGGAGGUGUUACUUAUGCUGAAAUUUCAGCGUUACGUUUUCUUUCUCAACAAGAUGAUGCUCCAAUGGAAUACAUUGUAGCUACAACGAAACUUGUGAAUGGAAGGACAUUUUUGGAAAACUUGCAAGAGGUCUUAAAGUUUCCAAGCUAAAUUGUUUUGGAUUAUGUUGAUGUAUAUAAAUAUUUGAAUUAAAGUUUCAUACAUUUUGCCAUAUAGAAAAACAAACAAACUAUUCUAUACAUUUAAAGACUGCUAAUUCUUAUUCUAUUUUUUCUAUAAUUACUGAAAUGUUGUUUUAUUUAAUAAAAUUUACAUUCCAUUUU